ACAGUCAAGGCAAGGACAGGCUUCUGUCUCUCCGCUGAGCGGGGGGCGGCGCAGCUCAGGAAGCGUACUGGCCGAGCCAUUUCUUGCUCGUUGUGUCUGUGUUGUGAGUGUGUGCGCGUACGCGCGCGCGUUGUGUGUGUGUGUUUGUGUAAAAGCCGCGUGUGACACAAAUAAACUCAGGCGGAGGCGGUGGCAGCAGCAGCCCUAGAGGCAGGAGGAAGGGGGAGGAGGUUGUGGUAACGGUGGUAGCAGAAGAGGAGGAGGAGAUUGCCGAGCGGUGGCAGCAGCGGCGGCGGCUCCUGAGCAUCUCUGCGUCCUUCCGUGCCUGCUGCUGCUUGCUGCUGCUGCUGUAUCCCCCGCCCAGCCGCAGAGGCCAGCAGGCAGCAUCCUCACAUCUACUGCCAGUCUUGUAUUAUUUGAGUUUCGGGGCGAGUCUGAAAGCCCAGAACCAUGACAACUCACGUAACUCUAGAGGAUGCUCUGUCCAAUGUGGACCUGUUGGAGGAGCUGCCACUCCCUGACCAGCAACCAUGUAUCGAGCCACCUCCAUCAUCUAUUAUGUACCAGGCCAACUUUGACACCAAUUUUGAAGACAGAAAUGCCUUUGUUACUGGCAUUGCCAGAUAUAUUGAACAAGCCACUGUACACUCAAGCAUGAAUGAAAUGCUAGAAGAAGGACAUGAAUAUGCAGUGAUGCUUUACACCUGGAGGAGUUGUUCCAGGGCCAUUCCCCAGGUAAAGUGCAAUGAACAGCCAAAUCGAGUUGAGAUAUAUGAGAAGACUGUGGAAGUGUUGGAGCCAGAGGUCACCAAACUCAUGAAGUUCAUGUAUUUUCAGCGAAAGGCCAUUGAACGAUUCUGUAGUGAGGUUAAGCGUUUAUGCCAUGCAGAGAGAAGGAAAGACUUUGUUUCUGAAGCAUAUCUUCUGACCCUGGGCAAGUUCAUCAACAUGUUUGCUGUCCUGGAUGAACUAAAGAACAUGAAAUGCAGUGUCAAAAAUGACCACUCUGCUUACAAAAGAGCAGCACAGUUUUUGCGGAAAAUGGCUGACCCCCAGUCUAUUCAGGAAUCACAGAACCUCUCCAUGUUCCUAGCAAACCAUAAUAGGAUCACACAGUGCCUGCAUCAGCAGCUGGAAGUCAUACCUGGAUAUGAGGAGCUGUUGGCAGAUAUUGUCAAUAUCUGUGUGGAUUACUAUGAAAACAAAAUGUACUUGACACCCAGUGAGAAGCACAUGCUCUUAAAGGUGAUGGGUUUUGGUCUGUAUCUGAUGGAUGGAAAUGUCAGUAACAUUUACAAACUAGAUGCCAAGAAGAGAAUCAAUCUCAGUAAAAUUGAUAAAUUCUUCAAGCAGCUGCAGGUGGUUCCUUUAUUCGGCGAUAUGCAGAUAGAACUGGCCAGAUACAUUAAGACCAGUGCUCACUAUGAGGAGAACAAAUCCAAGUGGACAUGCACUCAGACCAGCAUCAGUCCCCAGUACAACAUCUGUGAGCAGAUGGUACAGAUCCGAGAUGACCAUAUCCGUUUUAUCUCUGAACUCGCUCGCUACAGCAACAGUGAGGUUGUGACUGGUUCCGGACUAGACAGUCAGAAGUCAGAUGAAGAAUACAGGGAGCUUUUUGACCUGGCUUUACGGGGACUGCAACUUCUGUCCAAGUGGAGUGCACAUGUUAUGGAAGUGUACUCAUGGAAGCUGGUCCAUCCCACUGAUAAGUUCUGUAACAAAGAUUGCCCAGGCACUGCUGAGGAGUAUGAGAGAGCCACGCGGUACAAUUAUACCAGUGAGGAAAAGUUUGCUUUUGUUGAGGUGAUUGCAAUGAUCAAAGGUCUGCAAGUGCUCAUGGGCCGCAUGGAAAGUGUCUUCAACCAGGCCAUCAGGAAUACUAUAUAUGCAGCUCUGCAGGAUUUUGCUCAGGUGACACUAAGAGAACCACUAAGACAGGCUGUCAGGAAGAAGAAGAAUGUCCUGAUCAGUGUCCUUCAGGCAAUUAGAAAAACAAUUUGUGACUGGGAGGGCGGCCGGGAGCCUCCCAAUGACCCCUGUCUGAGAGGAGAGAAGGACCCCAAAGGUGGCUUUGAUAUCAAGGUCCCACGGCGAGCAGUAGGACCAUCAAGCACCCAGCUUUACAUGGUGAGAACCAUGCUGGAGUCCCUCAUAGCAGACAAGAGUGGCUCAAAGAAGACUCUCAGGAGCAGCCUGGAUGGGCCAAUAGUUCUAGCCAUUGAGGAGUUCCACAAGCAGUCCUUCUUCUUCACCCAUCUUCUCAACAUUAGUGAAGCCCUCCAACAGUGCUGUGACCUCUCCCAGCUUUGGUUCCGAGAGUUUUUUCUGGAGUUGACCAUGGGGCGUCGAAUUCAGUUCCCUAUUGAGAUGUCUAUGCCUUGGAUUCUAACAGAUCACAUCCUGGAAACCAAAGAACCUUCUAUGAUGGAGUAUGUACUCUAUCCAUUGGACCUCUACAAUGACAGUGCAUAUUAUGCUUUGACUAAGUUUAAGAAGCAGUUUCUCUAUGAUGAAAUUGAAGCUGAAGUGAACUUGUGUUUUGAUCAGUUUGUGUACAAAUUGGCAGACCAAAUCUUUGCAUACUAUAAAGCGAUGGCUGGCAGUGUCUUAUUGGAUAAACGUUUCCGGGCUGAAUGUAAGAAUUAUGGAGUGAUUAUCCCUUACCCACCAUCCAACCGCUAUGAGACGCUGCUCAAACAGAGACAUGUCCAGCUGCUCGGCAGGUCAAUUGACCUAAAUAGGCUUAUCACCCAGCGUAUCUCAGCAGCAAUGUACAAAUCAUUAGACCAGGCCAUUAGCCGCUUUGAGAGCGAGGAUCUGACGUCCAUUGUGGAACUCGAAUGGCUUCUGGAGAUAAACCGCCUGACCCAUAGACUCCUUUGCAAGCAUAUGACCUUAGACAGUUUCGAUGCCAUGUUCCGAGAAGCCAAUCACAAUGUGUCAGCUCCUUAUGGGCGCAUCACCCUGCAUGUCUUCUGGGAGCUCAACUUUGACUUUUUGCCUAAUUACUGCUAUAACGGAUCUACUAACAGGUUUGUACGGACAGCAAUUCCAUUCACACAAGAACCCCAGAGAGACAAACCAGCCAAUGUCCAGCCAUACUAUCUGUAUGGCUCUAAGCCACUCAACAUUGCCUACAGCCACAUCUAUAGCUCCUAUCGGAACUUUGUGGGGCCUCCUCAUUUCAAGACAAUCUGCAGGCUCCUUGGAUACCAAGGUAUCGCUGUGGUAAUGGAGGAAUUGCUGAAGAUCGUCAAGAGCCUGUUGCAAGGAACCAUCCUUCAGUAUGUGAAAACCUUGAUAGAGGUGAUGCCGAAGAUAUGCCGCCUGCCUAGGCAUGAGUAUGGAUCUCCAGGAAUCCUGGAGUUUUUCCAUCACCAGCUGAAGGACAUAAUUGAGUAUGCAGAACUAAAGACUGAUGUGUUCCAGAGUUUGAGGGAAGUGGGUAAUGCCAUUCUUUUCUGCCUUCUCAUAGAGCAGGCCCUGUCCCAGGAAGAAGUGUGUGAUUUGCUGCAUGCUGCUCCCUUCCAAAAUAUUUUGCCCAGGGUCUACAUCAAAGAAGGAGAACGCUUGGAGGUACGCAUGAAGCGUCUCGAAGCCAAAUAUGCCCCACUUCACCUGGUUCCCUUAAUAGAGAGACUGGGAACACCUCAGCAAAUAGCCAUAGCACGAGAAGGAGACUUGCUGACUAAGGAGCGGUUGUGCUGUGGCCUGUCCAUGUUUGAGGUUAUCCUGACCCGCAUUCGGAGCUACCUCCAGGACCCCAUCUGGCGUGGGCCUCCCCCAACCAAUGGUGUCAUGCACGUUGAUGAGUGCGUAGAGUUCCACCGGCUCUGGAGCGCCAUGCAGUUUGUGUACUGCAUUCCUGUGGGAACAAAUGAAUUCACUGCUGAGCAAUGUUUCGGAGAUGGUUUGAACUGGGCUGGUUGCUCAGUCAUAGUUCUCUUGGGUCAGCAACGUCGCUUUGAUCUUUUUGACUUCUGUUACCACCUGUUAAAGGUGCAGAGGCAAGAUGGGAAAGAUGAAAUUAUAAAGAAUGUGCCACUUAAGAAAAUGGCUGACAGGAUCAGAAAGUACCAGAUUCUGAACAAUGAGAUUUUUGCCAUCCUGAACAAGUACAUGAAGUCAGUGGAAACAGACAGCUCUACGGUUGAGCACGUGCGUUGCUUCCAGCCCCCGAUCCACCAGUCCUUGGCCACCACCUGCUAAAUGGCCACUGCUGGACAUGCAGUGUUUGUAUCAUUGUCUCUCCAUCUGAAAUUGGUGAGGGAGAAGAGACUGGACCCCAGCGAAGACCUGGAAGGGAAAACCUGAGAACGCAGAUCUGGCAACAAUGCAGACUUGGAUGCACCCAAUAUACAAGGAUGCAUUUUCCUAGAAGGCCCUGUUUAAAUGCAUGUUCUCCUAUUGUCUGGUUGGUUUUACCCUUAGCUUUGAAAAUGUGGUGAGAAGGAGCAGAAUGUGGUUGUCCUCCUGUGGUAUUUCCUUUUGUGAUGGCCCCAAACUACUCACUCAAGCACAAAAUGACACGGUCUUUAAAUAGUCAUUGUUUCGGGGUUCCAGUUAAAGCAGCCAGUGUUGCAAGUCUUCCGCUUAGUGCACAACAGGACAGAACAGAAUUCCUGCUUGGUAGAAAACCAUGUUUUCAUGACAGUCUGUUCAGUCAGAUAAAAUAAUUUUUUUCCAGUGGAAGGUGAUGAGGAGGAGCUGGUUGCUUAACCUAAGGGGGGAAAAUCAUGUUCUUUCAUAUUCUGAAUAUCAUAGACUAUCUAGAAUUAGAGGGCUUUGUCAUUGACAUGUUAAUACCUUCUGCCUUUCCAGAAUUAUUUAUUCUUGCUAAGUCAAAUUCACAAUGUCUGGCUUUACUUAAGCAGUGGAGUGUUGAAAAAAAGAGUCCUCUCAGAUUUCGUCUUGAAGUGUCAUUGUUGUGGUCCAAAGAACUGGUUAUUCUUUGUUUAGUAAAGGGGAAUUAGACUAUUUUACUAAUCAGAAUAACCUAAUUCCUCUUCUUGAACUAAUUCUUGCAACUGUGCUGUGUGUUUCUCAGGUUUUAGCAUUUUAAACAACCAGGAAACAAAACAAAAAAGAUUCUCCUGGCCAGACCCUUCAUGAAGUUAUCAGAUCAAGAAACCAGCAUGUUCUUUUAGAACUGUGAUUAAUGCAUUUAGCUCAGUAUCUUGCUCUUUGGAAUACAUUCAGUAGAAUAAUGAGAGCAAGCAAUACUCUUACCUGUUCCAGGAAAGUCUAAGAAACUGGUAAUUAGCUUAAAGUUAUAUAUACAAGAUUUGGUAAUGAAGUGGAAACAAGGAAUACACUCAGCAUGACAUUUGGCCUUUGUUUUAUAACAGGCCAAAAUGGCUUGCUUGCUUGGUUUCCACUAAUAUGUAUGGUUCCCCAGAUAUGAUGAAUGUUCAGACAUUAAUGAUCUCCCAGGCAUAACCCUUUAGAAAAAGAGGUAAACAUAACAUUAGCUGCAUGAACAAAUCUUAUAAUUUUAUAUUCAGGAGGGGCUCAGAGGUCAUCCUCAUGCUGUUCCCCACACCACAGUAGACUUCCUGCCAACCCGUGCAGCUAAGGAAUUGGCAUGUAUAAUUUUAAGAAGAGUGUUCCACCCACAGGAAACAGGAAUAAGCAAGGUACUCCCUACAAGUAAUGUAUGCAGGACAAGAAACAAGCUCAGAAAGAUAAACCCAGAUACUUCGAAGAAGUCAUGUAACAAUGGUGCAAAGAAUGGGCACUAAUAAACUAGUCACUACCCAAUGCAGCCUGGUGGGAGAUUCUUUCCAACUCUAAAGAAGAUGAUCUAGAUUUUGAGAGUGAAAGUCACAUCUGUUCACUGAUCCUCUCCACAAGGAAAUUUCAUACUGUUUAGCACAAGUUUUCCCCCACCUCAUACCAUAAAGGAAAAAGGAAGAUCAUUGAAGUCUUAAGGAAAGGAUUAUUCCUGAGUCUGUCAGACCACUGUAAGAUGUUAGAGAAAAUUCAUCAUGUACGUCCCCACCCUGCACUACCUACAGUGACUAUUGGUGGAGAAUGGUGUUACUGAAGAAUUCAAACCUAAUAUUUGGCUGGUUCUGACUUUAUUUUCCACAAGGAAAAGGGAAAGGGUUGUAUCCUAAGUUCCUUCAUGAAUAUUGUUCCUUGAAAAUGAAAGGCACUCCAUUUUCACGAGGGGUGGUUUUUCACUGGUCUCCCUUCUUUCUGCAUUCCACUGUGUAUUCCAAAAAUCUGCUCCUGAGGAUUGGGGGGGCUCCAAAACAGGAUGACACGUGGCUUGUGGCAGGGGGGAGUACAGCUUGAAAGGAAGAUCUGCAAACAUUGCUCUCCUCCCUUGAAUGAACAGAAGUGCCUUCCAUUUGCACAACUUAGAAUUUUGGUUUUCUUCUGUUUGCCCUACAGCUUCCAAAAUUAAGAACAUGGAAGCAUUUACAACCCAAUAAUCUUUCCUCAUUAGAUAUUAAUGACAAAAGGCAGAAUGCACAGGAAGUUCUCCUGUGCAAAACUUCAAUAAAAUGAAUUGGAGAAAUGCAGGAGUAUUGCAUUCAUUUCAUUGGAGGUUAUGCAGAAGACCUGUGCUGUAGACUAGGGAUGUGCCCGAGCCAGUUUGAUGCCUCCUCUAGGAAGCGCUGAACCACUUGGGUACUGGCACUCUUGACUGGGUGGGGAGUGGUUCCCUUAAGGAACCAGUAAGGAGCUCCAUACCUGCUCCUCCCUGCCCCGCCGCUUUCCUGGGUGCAGCGCCUGGUCCCCAACUGGCCUGUUCCCAGCGGCCUCUGUGUGGCAUCAGCAUGCAUAUGGCCAACACUGCGCAGAGGUUUCAGUGUGCAGUGUAGAGCUCUGUGUGGCCAUUAGUCCUGUGCGGCCGGUUGGGGAAUGGACACCGCAGAAAAGCAGCAGGGAGGAGCAGGUAAGGAGCGCCUUACCGGCUCCUUAAAGAAACUGCUUCCCAUCCCACCAGCCCAUGCACAAGCCAUUCAUGCGCAUCUUUACCAUAGACUAUGCCCAAUAACAUCAUUGGGCAAAUUGAUACUGUGUUAAAAGUGAAGACCAGCUUGACAGUUGGUGUGCUACCCUUAUUUUCACCUUAUUAAAAAUGUAGUCGGGCUCCUAUCAAGAGAGUCAGAACAGAUCACAGAACACCCAGCAACUAUUUCACCUUGCUCCAGACUUGGUAUUCCUUAGUCUCACUUUGGCCAAGGAUGAUCUCCACCCUUUUAGAUUUCAGAUAUUUUAGUCUGUGAGCUGGUUCAGAUAUGAAUUGGAACUGGGAUGAAAUCCUUGAGCAGUGAGAGUUAGAAGUAGAAUACUUCUGAUUCUUCUUAGGAAUAAGCCAGGAUUGCUCGUUUCAUCCAAACUGUACAAUCUUGGUUCAUUCUAGCCAAAGUUCUAAAACAAAUCAAGGUCUGAUUCUGAGAUUAAUUUGGCACUCUGGUUAGAAUAAACCAGAAUUGCUGAGUUCAGAUGAAAUGAGUGAUCUUGGCUUGUUUCUUAGCAAAAACAGAAACAAUAUACUUCUGAAGCAUGCGGGUAGGGGAGGGGGAGCACAUGCUCCCAAGGACUGGGAACACAGCAUGAGGCCAGGAUGUAAUCGAGCUCCACGUGGUGUCCGUACAAGCCCACUUCAUCUCUUUACAUUUCAUUGCACCAUAAAAUAGACUCCUUUAAUUACUGAUUAAUCACUGCACAUUUGUGGCUGGAAUUGUGAAUCUAGAGAGUGCAACGUUUUCCCCCCCUCUGAGAGCACAUGAAGUGGAAACAUCUUAAUGCUCUGUCUCUGAUGCAGCAAGAACAUUCUGCUUCAAGGAACAGCAGGAGGAUACAAUUAUUAACACAAGAUACAUUUAUUUUGGCAAAUGCCUUUGUUCCUUUAGAGACUUACAUCUGUUUCCCCAGUAACUAAUAAAUAUUCCCCACAGAAUUUGGUGAGCAUAUUGACCACUUAUGAUUACUACGGCUGCUUUUUAAACUACAGGAUACUUCUUGUACACUGCAAUAUGUAAUUAAGGCAAGGCUUAGAGAAGACUCUGGCAGGAACAAUGGGUACUUGCUGGAACUCUGACAGCAACAAAUGAGCAAAGGGGCAUCAAGGGUGAAAAAUUUCCUUCUAUCAUAUCCCAACUAAAUGUCUGUUAGAACAAUUGGAUUUUUUCUAGGGAGCAAGUGUUGCUGGUGUAAUUUAACUUAUUUAUGCACCUUAGUAGCCAUUGAUUUCAGACUUGCAAACCUGAACCAAACGCAAGUCUUUAAGGAUUUCAGGGUUAGGGUAUCUGAACCUAUCUAAUGAGUUAAGACAGCACCUGUUGCUCUUAAUUUAUUUUCAUUUUUACAGAACUUCUGAAAUAAAGUGAACAUUUUUAACACUGGGGAUGAUUAAGCACCAGGGUUGCUGCGCAUGGGGAGAACAAGACCUCCUAUACUGGGCCUGAAGGCAGCAGGGAGCCCCACAGGGAGGCACCACCCCACCUGCCUGGGUGACGAGUCAGGGUAGCAAGCUCCAGCAGCAUUGGGCUCAUCCUGUGUACCAUGGCCAAAGGAGACACCUUCAUCUUCAGACUCAGAGGGCCCCUUCUGAGGACCGCCGCCAUGCGGGGUUGCCAGAUUUGGCUUUUUAAAAGCCAAAUUCUGGGUUACGGCCCAUUUGACCCACGAGUAUACCCCUUAGGUUCUGGCAGCUCCCCAGCCUUGUCAGAAAUAGCACCUACAAAAUUGAGCAUUGCCCCUUUAAGAUAUGGCAGCUCCUGUGGGUGGGGGAGCAACGCUAGAUAGGAGCUGGAGAACAGAGCUCUUUGAAGGCUCAGUUGAGACCCAACCUCUGCUGAAGCAACAUCCUCCCAUCUCCUGGUUUGUGCCCUUCAAGCAGCCCUUGGAACUCUCCAAAGUCCUGAUCUUACCCUGGAAGCCAGCCUUAGUCUUGUCGUGUCCCCCACCCCACCCCCACUGGCCAUUUGCUUGCCCUGAUUUGCUCUCAUUCUGCUUCUAGAAUCCAGUGACCUUCCUGCCUAGAGCAGGAGACUUUGUCACAUAUGCAUGGUGCAACAUGGUGGUGCUGAUCCCUGCUGCUCAGUGUGCUUUGUAUGCCAAGAGGAAGAUCAGCAACCCACAGCACAGUUGCCAAUAAUUUGUAGCAGGGGGCCCAAUCUGCAUACAGUAGGCUGGGCCAGAAAAUCCUGUUUGCACCCCAUUAACCGUCAUCAACUGCAAUAUGUUACAGCCUGUGAUUUGUAGAGGUAAUAACUGUGAUGACUAGCUAGAUGGUCAUUACUCCAUUGUUUCAAAAUCUAUGAAAUGGAAUUGUUGAGGUGUGCUCACAUUUCACAUCCUCACAUUGUUAGGAGAGGCUUCCAUUUACUUCCUAGUGAUAUCAACAGUAUUUAUAGAGAAACUUUAAAUGUUGUUUGUAAAAAAGCAAGAAGGAAAACAGGAUUGACGACAGGGUAAUAAUUCUAGUAAUCACAUGUAGGGGAUACCCAGGGUAAGUUGAACUCCAGGGUAAAUUUCCUGGUGUUUUAAAACUACCUGAGCAAAACAUCUGCCCCUGUUAUUUUUAUCUGAGAUUUCUGACCUCUAAACCCUUUGCUGCCUGUACAUCCUGGUUGAUUUCAUAAGAUAUUCUUCCUGGAAUAGUUUCAGCUACUUACUGCUGCAAGCCACCCAGGCAAAUUGUUGUUGGGAUAAACUAAGGGAAUGUGGUUUCUCCUGCACCAUGCCAAACAAAAACCCAAGAAAUAGAAGUUCUAAGUAAUGUGCCAGCCCAGGACACACUCGUGUCCCAUAAGAAAACACUGUGCAUGAGAAAUAGAAUAAUUCAAAAUAGAACAAUUCAAUACUUCUAGGGGCCCAAACCUUGUAUCUUCAGAGGAGGCUUCCUGCUCUGUUUGAUUCACUACUUUGACGUGACCUGACCUCCUUCCAGUCAGCAUCCAGUGGAAAUAGAUCUUUCUUCCACUUUGCAUCAGGUGUGAUUUGAUUGUUUCAUCAUUCCCGAUGCAGCCCACAUAUCUGUCUUGGGAGAAGACGACAUGGCAAUAACUGACUCAUGCAGAAAUGUAGGGGUGCAGCUCCUCUGAAGGCAGUUAAUCCUUAUUCUUGCACACUUUCAAAGUAUGUCUUUGGGGUGUAAGGGCAAGUUGCACCUCCAGUUUUUAUUCAGGGAACAAAAGGUGUUGCUCAAUUGUCUAAAGUUUGGAAGAAGCAGGUCAAAUUACUAAGCCUAGAUCAGCGACUUGUACAGCUUGGGGAUAAUGGCAAAAAUGGCAAAAAGUGCAAGGGUGGAGGGACUCCUCCCCUCACCACAACUCUUCUGCUCUGAAAUACAACCCAUUUGGCUGCUUUUCAGUAGGGGGGAAGUCAGGAGGAAGGAAAUAGAUUUGUGUAAUAUAGAGCUCAGAUAUAACUAUUUUACAAGUAGGAAUAUAAGGAUAAAGCAGGCCUGAGUGCAAAUGGUCCAGACUUUUUCAGCAGUGAUACUGAACAGCCACAGUUCAUUCUGGCUUAUAGACAGUCCACUGCCACAGCUUUUGAUGACUUAACAUAAAGAAUGAACAAACAGUGCUCCCUUUCCCAAUAGCACUCAUCAGGAAUAUCAAUGGUCAUAUAAAUUCCUCUGCUCUUCUGGUUUUAAUUGGUAUUUGUCUAUUUGAGAACAUGAGCAAGAUGUUGUUUUUUUAAAAACUGUUAAAAGACGACUUUGCAUAAUUCUGUCAAAAUGUACCAUAUUUGUAUGAAGAAUUGUCCAGGACUUUUGUACAACGAAUUUACAUUUAUUUAUGGUGAGGUAUAUUUACAGUAGUGAUCAAUUAAGGUGUUUGAAUUCUUGAAUCAUAUUUGCUAUGCAGCCGAAAUGGAUAUAUAUUGUUUUGUAUCUUUUGUUCCUUCAUCAUUGGUCAGCAGAAGUUUUUCAUUUCCAUUCAAAAUGCUUCUGUAAUGAUAAAACACCUUGUGUGUGGUGACAUGAUGACCUGUAUUGCAACUUCCAACAAUAUGUACAGCAAAGCUGGGAUGAAUCCUGUUAACAAGGGGAAAAUAAAAAUUGAAGCAUA
Messenger RNA from Hemicordylus capensis (graceful crag lizard), 11042 nucleotides. RefSeq names its product cytoplasmic FMR1 interacting protein 2 (gene CYFIP2). Gene Ontology annotation, biological process: regulation of actin filament polymerization; axon guidance; cell morphogenesis. Gene Ontology annotation, cellular component: neuron projection; synapse. The transcript has 31 exons. The record is from RefSeq and is a predicted model, not a curated record. NCBI's taxonomy places the organism in Eukaryota, Metazoa, Chordata, Lepidosauria, Squamata, Cordylidae. The coding region runs from base 451 to 4212 and encodes 1253 amino acids. Gene Ontology annotation, molecular function: small GTPase binding.